This is a messenger RNA of Colletotrichum destructivum, 2175 nucleotides long. RefSeq lists its product as uncharacterized. The transcript is spliced from 4 exons. NCBI's taxonomy places the organism in Eukaryota, Fungi, Ascomycota, Sordariomycetes, Glomerellales, Glomerellaceae. Bases 1 to 2175 code for a protein of 724 amino acids. The record is from RefSeq and is a predicted model, not a curated record.
AUGAGGGCUUUCGGGUAUCUGCUGUUGCUCGCCAGCCUGCUCUUUGCAGCCGUCAGCUCCCAACAGACGUCCGACUUGUCUCGCAGAGAUGAGAGAUUGCAACAGUUCUACAGCCACAUGGCCAAGGACGGCACUUGCCUCAUUUACAUCGAAACAUUUGCUACGAACGACGGCCUGACGCCUUGCGGUAUCUUUUGCAAGGCGAACGGCCAGCCGGAGGACAAGAUCGGAUGUCACUCUGAGCAUGUUUACGACCCCGAAGGAUCGUACCCCAAAGACCCCGACGGAUGGGAGUGGUAUCCGGGCAAGUGUAUCUGCGCUGACCAGAUCGACCCGAUCGCCGAGGCCAUCGCCAUCCCCAUCAUCGAGGCUCUGGCGAAGCUUGACGAGAUAAUAUGCGGCGUCUUCGUGCAGGCGAUUGUCGAGAGCAUCAACAUCGGCUUCGCCCUCGUCCCCGGCGCCGGCCAGGCCGCGGCCUCGGCGCGGGCGGCGACGAAGGCGGCCGUCGAGGGCGCCAAGUCGUUCGCGGAGAACUCGAUGAACCCGACCGACUUCUUCGACGGCUGGGUCAAGAAGAGCUGCGGCAUGGACAAGAUCGAGCUCGACUACGACAACACCUUCGACUCGCUGGUCAACGCGCCCGACUCGGUCGGGACCAGCAAGGGCUGCAAGAGGAAGAACAAGGGCGACUGCAGGACGCUCGACGCCAAGCCGGACCCGCCGACGACGACCAAGAAGGACGACGCCCCGAAGACUACGAAGAAGGAAGAGGCCCCAGAGACCACGAAGAAAGACGACGGUCCCAAGACUACAAAGAAGGACGAUGUCCGGACCACGACGAAGACGGACGCCGGCCCGACCACGACCGCCACGAGAUCCAGCACCAACAGCGCGAAUCCCAGCGGGACCCCGGUCACCUGCCAGUCGUGCCGCUCGUCGAAGGCGAAGAAGGCGGCGCGGGACAAUAGAUGGGGCUCCAUGUUCGUGCCGCGCGCGCCCGGCGACUCUUGUCUCUUGGACAGCUCCAAAAGCGACGAUGGCUGCACCGCGUCCGGCCUCCUGGCCCGCGCGGACGUGCCCCUGCAGGAGGCCAACCCGAAUCUCAUUGUCAACGGGGGGGAUUUCCAUAUCAAGUGCGGAAAGCACAAGCCUUGUGCGAGCGCGAAGAAUGACAGGUUGAUUGAUAAGUACUACUACCUCGAGGGCGACGCCAAGUGCGGCGGAGAUCUGAAGUUUGGGAAGGCGGAACAAGUCGGCGAUGCGCGAUUCCAAAACGACCACGUGUACGAGAAGCAGACGCUGGCCCUGUUCUUGGAGUGGCUCGGGGACGGGGACAUGACUCCCAUUGGCGGGUACACGAAGCCGCAAGCUUCCUGGGUCGCGGACGUUAUCCUGGAUGAUGAGAGCCCCCGGAACUUCAAAAUGAAACCGUCCAACAUACCCCUCGGGAUCCCCACGGAGGGCGCGCCGCUUGACAAUGUCCUGGGCUACGGCGUCGCACGCUCUGAUCCCCUGGAUAACCGAAAAGGGGCCGAGGGGGGGAUGAGGAUUGAGAGGACGGCCACGAACUUUGCUCUCGUCGCCGAAAAAGUUAACCUUUACAAGGGGGCCUUUUUCAGACAAAGCAGGCCGCUUGCCCUCGAAGAUACCCACCCGAGCAUGGCAAAUAAGAACAGGAACUGGAUCAGAAACCACGCCGCCGUUUUCCAUUACCUCAGAUACACCCACCCACCGGCCAGCGACAAGGAGAACGUCUGGGACAAGUGGAUGCGCGUCUCCAACUGGGUGGACCUGGUCCUGUCCGAAUUCGACCAGUCCUACGUAUGGGGGGACCAUCCCGAUGAGCCCCGUAACGCCGCCGGCGGCCCGGCGUGGCUGCGGUCCUUCUACGCCCACUGGAUCGACAUGUACCUGGCCGGCAUCGAGAAGAACGCGCAGGACUGGGCCGCAGAAGCCGAACUGGAGUUCAAGCUCAAGUACGGCAACGACAAUGAGGCUGCCGCGACGCAGUGGAUGACCAAGGCCUUCGGCAAAAACGGCUUCGCGACCCGGGCGAAGAUGAAGUUCCCCCGGCCCCGCUCGGGCCCGUCGGUGUACGGGGCUUACGGGAACCCCACCAUGACCUUUGACAGGAACGGCGCAGCCGUGAUCCUCGGCCCCCCCGCGCCGCUGUGA